AUGUGUUGCUUAACCUGACAAGCCCACCAUUCUCCCUUCCUGUUUCACCAUGCCUCCACUUCACACCUGCCCUUUCUUCUGUCUGCCUAUCUCAAUAAACCGUUGUUAUUUAUAGGUUAUGAUAGACCUGAAAGCAACAGGACCCUUCAACCAGAAAGACGACAGAAUCAUCUCUAAUAAGGAGUGGUAAAUGCCUUAUCUUGACUCUCUGAAUCAAAAAGGGUUGCACUGCUAUGCUGCUGUCAUGGAUGAAGAUUCAGCCACAGAGUUUGAACAACUUCUUUCUCCCACCCUCUUGGAUCACCAUCACCCAGUUGGGAUGGAUGCUGAACAAAAAACAGUUUUUGCCUUUGUCGUCUUCUUGCUGAUAUUUUUGGUCAUUCUCAUGGUCCGUUGCUUUCGGAUUCUACUGGAUCCAUAUAGCAGAAUGCCAGCCUCUUCAUGGAGUGACCACAAAGAAGGGCUUGAGAGAGGCCAAUUUGAUUAUGCAUUAGUGUAGACAACUAGUGGAAAAAAUACCUAAUGCUUUACGUCAUCAAAUGACACGGAAGCACAAGGUGUCAGGCCAUGGUAAUUGUAAUAAAGAUUUCCUUGGCUGCUUUCUCAGUUA
Messenger RNA from Spea bombifrons (plains spadefoot toad), 610 nucleotides. It is a transcript of the gene CTXN1, whose product is annotated as cortexin 1. The transcript is spliced from 2 exons. NCBI's taxonomy places the organism in Eukaryota, Metazoa, Chordata, Amphibia, Anura, Pelobatidae. Bases 191 to 499 code for a protein of 102 amino acids. The record is from RefSeq and is a predicted model, not a curated record.